This is a messenger RNA of Linum trigynum, 5422 nucleotides long. Lineage: Eukaryota; Viridiplantae; Streptophyta; Magnoliopsida; Malpighiales; Linaceae. The record is from the annotation of a GenBank genome assembly.
CAGCCCUCUCCACCGUUUUUAAAUGCGGCCCAAUGCUCUAAUUUGUUCUGGAUCUGCCGCUACUAAUAAGGCAAUGACCAAACUCAUAUUUUUCAGUUGUUGGGUGGUAACCCUGAUAGUACUCUCGAUGCAUACUCUUUCAAUUAAAAUUAAAAUUUUCUCUUAAUUACAAGCAGCAGCGGAUCCAGGGGGCGCGGCCCAACCCUCCUUUGGAUCUCGAGCUAGUAAAGUAUAACACUUAUAAUUUCCGAUUUUUGUAUUCGUUUCAGUGUUUUUCACGUUACGGCCAGCCAUCUCCGUCUUUUUACAAAAAUGGCCCAGUGCUCUACCCUGUCCUAGAUCUGCCGCCGAUUACAAUAAUAGAGAAGGAAAAAUAUGAAGCUAAUGACAUAGUGUACACUCCCUCUCUAAUAAUAUUUCACCUGAUACAUACAGGACAAGACAUGAAGACAAACUCACGAGACUAUCACCCUCAGGCCUCAACGAAGAAGAAACGAAGUUUCACUUUAUGGUAAAGGUUUGUUGUCUCUAUAUGAGUUACGGCAUCUAAUUCAUCGAGUUCAUUUAUACCAUUUGUUAAUUAUUCAUGUAAUAAUUACUGUUACACACGUAAAUUAAAUUCUAAUUUUUUAAUUUUAAUAAUUUAUAUUGAUCAUAUUUUAUAGAGUUUAAUUAAAAAAAUUGUUGCAUGGAUGAUGAUAUACGCAAUGACUUUCAUUUUAACAUAUUUCAAAUUUUAAAAAUCAAUUUUACAACGGCAUGAAUGAAUGACAACAUCGAUGUGAAUAAAUUCUCUUAUUUUUUAUAUAUUUCAAAUUUUAAAAAUCAAUUUUACAAUGUAACAUCUAUUUUCCUUCUCUCUUGUUUUUCAAAUUUUCUACCUUCUCUCUAACAAUUUUGUCCAAGCUUUCAUGGGGCUGCUGCCGGUGCUACUUCGUCGACCGGCGGCAGCCCUCCGCCUCUCUGACUUUCCAUCUUGCUUUUCCUUGAUAUUUUCUUGAUUUUCAGUGUUCUUCCCCCUGCAUCUCGUGCUCUGUUUUUCAUCCUUUUUUGGCAUCUUUUCAACCCUGUGUGGGUUCUGUUCUUGGCCCUUAUGUGGUUGGAUGUUGUUUUGUCCUUCGAUUUGGUUUCCAGAUCUGAAGAUGUUUGCACGGUUCUUGAUGCGACGAGGUCGGAUCUGACGUAGACCCAACUUCUCUUCUCCUCUUCCCAUCUUGGUUUAGCUUCUUGUCUUUGCCUUGCAGUUCUUGGCGAGUCGGAGAUGCAGCCCUUGGCGUGGAUCCGGUUGGGAGAGCUUGAAGACAGUGGUAUUCUAACUCUCGGUCUCUUCCACCGGUCAUCCGGUUCUUUUGUUUCCCUUGGCGUGUCGGUGGGUUGCAGGCGGUGAUCGACCCGAGGUGAGUUGGUUGGAGGUGUUUCCUCCUCCUCUCGUCUCCUGGGUUGGGUGAGGUCCUGGCCUCGUGCGCGGCUCGCGACAUCCUCUUCAAUGGGUCGGUGGCCCGCGGUGGUGGAGGUUGACAGAGAGGGCACUGACGACUAGGGUUUGGGGGCUCAUCCUUUAUUUUGGCCAUGAGCCUGGGCCCUACUGGGCUUUUGGGUUUUUCUGUGGGCCUUGUUUGUGUUUAGUUUCUUUCCAUCCUUAGUUUGUUUGUUUCACUUGUACUACUCCUUUGUAGGCUUAGCCCAGUCAUAUUAAUGAACAUCAUCUUUAAAAAAAAAUCAAUGUAAAUAAAUACCAAGAUGCAUCAAUAAUCCUACAUUUUGCGUGAAUAACUAUGACACAAAUGAACAUCAAUGUGACAUAAAUAAAUAUAAAAUUGUCUGAAUAUCUAUCUGACACUCUCUUUCGUCAAUUUUGUGCUCAUAUUCAAUAGUGCAUUGGGGCUUCACGAUAACACCCUCCGGCCUCCACGGACUCUUGUGGCCGUGCACGUCUGGCGGGCUGUUCGUGCGUUUCGACGAUGCCCUUUGCCGGAUGUAGGUGGCAGUGUGGGUUUUGCGGGGUUCACAAGUACCUCCUCCCUAGCUUUUGUGUUCGGUAAGUUUUACAAAGGUAUGGAGGUUCCUUUCCUAAUGAAAGUCUUGGCACUAACAUAUGCAAUGGUUUGGUGUUUAAAUCAUGGACUCUAUAAUAUUUGAUUCUAUGAAGAUUCGCAACUGGUAGUUCGCAAGGCAUAUCGGAGGGCAAUGUUCACCACGAUUGUGUGAGUGCGAUUCUAGAAGAAGUUCGAUUGUUUAAGACUUCCUUUUUGUUUAUUCAAAUUGUUUGUGCUCUUCGUCCCACUAACAGAGUUGUUUAUUUUGUUUUAAAAACGACCCUUUCAUCGAUAACUCGAAAUUUGAAUAACUGUCGCAAUUUACUUUAGAACGAUUUGUGGGGGGACACAGAAAAUCUACUAGGGUCGUUUAGUUUUGGUGAUUGUUUGAUUGGGAUAGUUACAAUGCAUGUAUUGUCCAUAAUGCAUGGUUUUUUUGAAUUUCAUGCACAAACAAUACAUGCAUUGUUUGCUUGAUGUGAUGGACUAUAUCUACUAAAACUUGAGAUUGUUGAGUACAUUACAUCAUUUUCCUAAAUUGCAUAUAUAUUACAAUACUUGCAUUAACCACACUGCAUUGAUUUAAAUAUCACCAGAAUUAAACGACAUAUUGAAUACUAAAGGAACUAUCACGAAAAUCAAACAAUAUAAAGUAUAUUAUAUUAUUUUUCUUAAUUGCAUAUAUAUUACAAUGCAUGUUGUUAACAAUACAUUGAUUAAAAUCAUACCAAAAUCAAACGACCCCUACGUGUUCAGAGGACAACAAAAUAAAUUAUUCAAUUCAAUUAUUCCGCCCCUGGAAAAAAAAUGGCGGAGAUAGAACAGUUACAAAGUUACGGUCACAGAGUCGCUCAGUCGGUCUACGGAGGCUAUAAUUGAAGUCCACACUUCUUAUGAAAAUUCCAUCAUUCAGCGCAGAUCUCCUCUUUCACUCCGAGAACACUCAAAACCUUCAGGCUCCGUCGACAUGGAGAUUUCUUCUUCCGCUCUCCGCCUUCCAUUUCUAUUCUUGCUGGUACCUCUACUUCUUUUCUUCCUCCUCUCCCCUUGGAACCCGCUCCACAACCUUUCCGGCGGUGGCGACUCCGCCGGCCGCCGGACCCAGUUCCCUCCCAAGUCCCUUACCUCAAUAUCUCCCCCGCCUGCCGAACCCCUAUCGCCGCCGCCCAGGAACCACAACUCCGCCACCGCCCGCAACCCGCUCGACCCGCUCACCGUCGGCGAAAUUCACCGUGUCCGAUCGAUUCUCUCCUCCUACCAACCUUUUCUCCAUCACUUCCCUUCGAUUCAAUCCAUGUCCCUCGACGAACCGGACAAAUCGCGGGUCCUCGGGUGGAAAUCGGGCGACCCGAUUCCGUCCAGGAAGGCAUUCGUCAUCGCACUGCUGGACAAUCAGUCGCACCUGCUCACGAUUGACCUCGACUCGGGCCGGGUCGAGACCCACGAGAUCAGUUCCGGGUCGGGUUACCCUAUGCUGACGAUGGAGGACGUCGUGGCGGCGGUGCAGACGGCGGUUUCGUACCCAGAAUUGGAGGCAUCCGCCGCUGCUCGCGGACUCUCGGUGGCGAAUCUGUCCUGCAUCUCGCCCUCGCCGGGCUGGUUCGGACCCGACGAGGAAGGGAAGCGGAUCUUGAAGGUGCUCUGCUUCUCCAAACAGGGGACGCCCAAUUUCUACAUGAGGCCGCUCGAAGGGCUGGUCAUGACCGUCGAUGUUGAUCGGCGAGAAGUCGUCCAGUUCUCCGACACGGGGAAAGGGAUUCCGAUCCCCGGCAGAGCCAACACCGAUUACAGAUUCCGACCCGGGAACAAGCCGCCGGAGAUGGAGCGGAUCAACCCGAUUUCGAUGGAACAGCCGCGUGGGCCCAGCUUCACUGUGACGGACGGACAUUUGGUGAAGUGGGCAAAUUGGGAAUUUCACUUGAAGCCGGAUCAGCGGGCCGGAUUGGUAGUGUCCCGGGUCGUGGUUCGGGACUCCGAAACAGGGGCGGCGAGGAGCGUGAUGUACAAAGGGUUCCCGUCGGAGCUUUUCGUGCCGUACAUGGACGCCGACGAAGGAUGGUACUUUAAGUCGUACAUGGACGCCGGCGAGUUCGGGUUGGGCGCCACGGCGAUGCCGCUUGUUCCUCUGAACGAUUGCCCUCGAAAUGCUUAUUACAUGGACGGGAUUUUCGUGUCAGCGGAUGGGCAGCCGUUUGUUCAGAGCAACAUGAUCUGCUUGUUCGAACGCUACGCCGGCGACGCCGCCUGGAGACAUUCCGAGCUCACUGUUAGCUCCGGCGGUCAAGAGUUAAGGGAAGCUAGAGCUAAGGUCACACUGGUGGCUCGAAUGGCUGCAUCAGUUGGAAACUACGACUACACAUUUGAUUGGGAAUUUCAGACCGAUGGCUUGAUCAAGAUCACUGUAUCUCUAUCAGGAAUGCUGAUGGUGAAAGGGACUGUGCAUGACAACAUGAACCAAGUCCAGAACCAGGAUGAGAUGGGACCGUUAGUUUCGGAGAAUGCGAUCGGAGUAGUUCAUGACCACUUCAUCACGUUCCACCUCGACAUGGAUGUCGACGGGCCAAACAACACGUUCGUGAAGGUGAACCUGGUGAAGGAAGAGAAUGUGGAAGGGAAAACCCCGAGGAAAAGCUAUCUGAAACCCAAGAGACAUGUCGCCAAGACGGAGGAUGAUGCUCGAAUCAAGCUGAGCCUUUACGAUCCUUCCGAGUUCCAUGUGGUGAACCCUUCGAGGAUGUCGAGGUUGGGGAACCCUUCGGGUUACAAAGUUGUUCCUGGAGGGAAUGCUGCUAGCCUGCUCGAUCACUCGGACCCUCCUCAACUGAGGAGCGCUUUCACUAACAAUCAGAUAUGGGUGACACCCUAUAAUCGGAGCGAGCUAUGGGCCGGAGGACUUCUGGUGUACCAGAGUCAUGGAGAUGACACCUUGGAUGUUUGGUCUCAGAGGAACAGGGCAAUUGAGGACAGGGACGUCGUUCUAUGGUACACAUUGGGAUUUCAUCACGUUCCAUGUCAAGAGGAUUUCCCGGUGAUGCCCACUGUUGCGGCCAGCUUCCAGCUUAAGCCGGUGAACUUCUUUGAACGGAAUCCAAUUCUGACGGCUCGGCCGGUGUUCGAGGAGGACCUGCCGGUUUGCCGGCCUUCUGAGUCGGCUUCAAUCAUUUAAGUAGUAGGAACAUGAUAAGAUAAUGGAGUGUUAUAGAUAUAGGGGGAAAAAGGGGGAUUAUGAGCCGCUGGCAACAUAACUAUUGCAAAUUGGAGGUGAAACAACUGCUUUGGGAUGGCUGAUUUAUGAUAAGUGAUAUUGAAGCAAUUGCAAAUUAGUUGACUAGGCACAUAAACAAUGGAAUCAGACCACAAGGCAGCAGUAAACUGACUGUGAUGCA